Phalaenopsis equestris is the source of this 876-nucleotide messenger RNA. Its product is annotated as NDR1/HIN1-like protein 10. The coding region runs from base 175 to 876 and encodes 233 amino acids. Gene Ontology annotation, biological process: defense response to other organism. The record is from RefSeq and is a predicted model, not a curated record. The transcript has a single exon. Lineage: Eukaryota; Viridiplantae; Streptophyta; Magnoliopsida; Asparagales; Orchidaceae.
UGAAUGAAGCAGGGCAAAAGCUUGGUCAAUGACACCACAAUUCUCUCUCCCUAUGCCUCCCACCCGAAGUUUCUCAAAUCUUUCUGGCCCUGUUCCCCAGUUCCAACACUCACCAGGUAUUCCUUUAUUUUGCCAUCUCGUUCCCCUCACUCCCUGCUACCCUAAACACACCCGAUGGCCGAAGGCAACAAGGAAUGUCAUCUAAACCAAACCUUCUACGGCCCUUCCAUUCCUCCCACUCAAACCCACGUCCGUUUAUCUCCCACUGAUCGGACUAGCACAAAAUUCAACGCCUACACCAUGUUCUGUAUCUCUUUCAAGAUUAUAACUAUAAUCCUCAUCUUUCUUUGCGUCAUCGUUCUGACUCUCUGGCUUAUCUUUCAGCCACAAAGCCUCAAGGCUUACGCCGAUAAUGCCACUCUAUCAGUCUUCAAUCUCUCUUCACCCGGCAACGGCAGUCUCAACUACAAACUCUCUUUCAUGCUCAGCUUACGAAAUCCAAACCGCAAAUACAGCUUCUACUACGAGCGACUAAAUACCGUAGCGUUUUAUGAUGGAUACCAGUUCGCUCACGCGGGCUCGCUUCGGAAUUAUCAAGGAAGAAACAGUUGGAUGUCGUUGAAUGUGAGCUUAGAGGGUCGGAGUACGGUAUCAACCGACUCGGUGAGGCAAGGUUUUGAGCGGGAGAAAGGAGAAGGUUUCUUUCAUGUGAGGGUGAAGAUUUAUGCCACGGUUCGGCUAAAAAUGUUCAUGAUAAAGAGCGAGCAGUUCAAGCCGGACUUGGAUUGCAACCUAAGGCUUCCCGUGCCGUCAAAUGAUACUUCUCUGGCAGCAGGUUUCUAUAGAACCGAAUGUGAAGCGAACCAUUUCUCAUAG